Sardina pilchardus (European sardine) is the source of this 1277-nucleotide messenger RNA. RefSeq names its product TUB bipartite transcription factor (gene tub). Gene Ontology annotation, cellular component: cilium. The record is from RefSeq and is a predicted model, not a curated record. NCBI's taxonomy places the organism in Eukaryota, Metazoa, Chordata, Actinopteri, Clupeiformes, Clupeidae. Gene Ontology annotation, biological process: protein localization to cilium.
GGAUGGGGGAGACAGAGGGCUUCAGCUGCUCCUGCUGAGGGCUGUGUGUGCAGAGAAUGAUCAGCCAUCGCCGACUCUGUCGCUCUUGUUGCCGGGAUCGUUGUCGUGGUGCGCCAUUACUGUCGUCGUUACCGACGCCCCCCGCCGCCGCGCUCACACACUCCGCUUCCUGUCAGGGGGAGAUAUGAGCUCCAAGCACUCUUCUGACUGGAUCCCCUACAGGAGGCAGCGUCUGCGUCCACCCCGGUGGUGAGCGAGCCGGCCGUUGACGUGGACGACCUGGAGGAGUUCACGCUGCGCCCAGCGCCACAGGGCAUCACGGUGAAGUGCAGGAUCACCCGCGAUAAGAAGGGCAUGGACCGGGGCAUGUACCCCACCUACUACCUCCACCUGGAGCGGGAAGAUGGCAAGAAGGUCUUCCUGUUGGCUGGACGGAAGAGGAAGAAGAGCAAAACAUCAAAUUACCUCAUCUCCAUCGACCCCACGGAUCUGUCUCGGGGAGGAGAGAGCUUCAUCGGGAAACUGAGGUCCAACCUCAUGGGUACCAAGUUUACAGUGUACGACAGCGGGGUGAACCCUGGCAAGACCCCCUCCAGCUUAGAGGCCAGCAACCUGCGGCAAGAACUCGCGGCCAUCUGCUACGAAACCAACGUUUUAGGGUUUAAAGGGCCGAGGAAGAUGAGUGUCAUCAUUCCUGGGAUGAACAUGGACCAUGAAAGAGUAUCUAUCAGGCCACGCAAUGAGCACGAGACCCUGCUGGCGCGAUGGCAGAACAAGAGCACGGAGAGCGUGAUCGAGCUGCACAACAAGACGCCCGUGUGGAACGACGACACCCAGUCCUACGUGCUCAACUUCCACGGCCGGGUCACGCAGGCCUCCGUCAAGAACUUUCAGAUCAUCCACGACAACGACCCGGACUACAUUGUGAUGCAGUUUGGGCGCGUGGCGGAGGAUGUUUUCACUAUGGACUACAACUAUCCCAUGUGCGCCCUACAAGGCUUCUCCAUUGCACUCUCCAGCUUCGACAGCAAGCUGGCCUGUGAGUAGCGCCCCCUCCCUCCGUCCACCCCCACACGUCCACAACCAGACGCAGACCCAGGGGGCGCUCCACUGGCCAUCCCCCCCCCGAUCGCCACUAAGGGCUGCGGGGCCCUCUGCAGCCCAUGUCUCCCUGCUCUGGAGGGCAUGGAGAGUUCAAGAUACACUGUGUACGAGUGACUCUGUGUACAUGCAUGUUUGUGGGCCUGUGUGUGUGUGUGUGUGUGUGUGUGUGUGUG